Messenger RNA from Meleagris gallopavo (turkey), 2598 nucleotides. The record is from RefSeq and is a predicted model, not a curated record. NCBI's taxonomy places the organism in Eukaryota, Metazoa, Chordata, Aves, Galliformes, Phasianidae.
AUGGUCGUGAAAAAUAGGCUCUCAGGGUGGCUGGGGGCCGAUUGUUUACCCCUGCCCGAGGAGUGGGGCCGGCCCGGCUGGGGCCCGGCGCUGCGCUGCCCCGGCGGCCCUGGGAGCUGCUUCGCGGAGAUAAGGGAGCGGAGGGCGGCCGAGAUCACAUUCCCACACUCUGAAUUUCCCAAUAACGCCAAGAGUACUGACCUAACAAUUAACUGCGUUGCAAAGGGGGCCUCUUCACCUAGCCCAAAGACAAACAAUGCAUUUCCACAACAAAGAAUACUCAGAGAGGCAAGGAAAUGCCUUCCAGCAACUACUACACACUGUGCAGAUAACAAUACAAUAGCUUCUAGGAUCUUAAAUAAUGAUUCUUCAUCAGCGGCUGCGAAUUCCGAAAAAGAUUCCCAAAUCCCUCAUUGUAUUGAAUUUGCCACGGAUUUGCCCUCGUUACGGACCGACCCCGCGGAGGACGCCGCCCCUCCGGGGGCUGCGGAGCCGCGGAGCGCUGAACCGGGGGCCGAGGCGCUGCCCUUCCCGAACCGCGUCCGCAUCAAAACCGAGGAGGAGGCAAGCGGCGAGGACGGGCCCGACCCUCCGCCCCACGAGCUGCGGUGUGAGUGCAAUGAUCCCGAGGAGGAGCGUCGCGGCGUGACGGAGGGCAGCGAGCAAGACGCUUUACGAACGGCCAAGGAGGAUUCUGCAUGCACUGAGAAAGAAACCACUUCCUUCCCCCCGCUGACUCAGAGUCAGGGCCUCUCAUGCACUUUAGGUACUCCAAAACCUGAGGAUGGGGAGUAUAAAUUUGGAGCGAGGGUGAGAAAGAACUACAGGACGCUGGUUCUGGGCAAGCGGCCCGCGCUGCAGCCUCCUCCGCUCAAACCAAAUCUGAAAUCGGCGCGGAGCCCGCGGCCCGCAGGUAAAGCCGAGCCCGAAGGAACACUGGACGAUCUCACGGCCAACAAUAGGCGCAGAAGGGUAGCCGGCAAUGUAGCAUCAGCGGUGAAAAGGCCGUUUAAUUUCAUGGCAAAUUUUCCCUGUCCACCGUCGCUAAUUAUUGGCCAUGACGGGGAUUUGUUGCCAGCUUACUCCUUAAGCACCACUAAGGACUCGCAAGCACCUCACAGGGCCCAUCCCGUGUGGAAAUGGCAGCUGGGCGGCUCUGCAAUACCUCUCCCACCUAGCCACAAAUUCAGGAAAUUUAAUUAAUAAAAUACUUUGGAAAAUAUUUGCUGGAACCACCUCUCGGGCUGUGCGCUGUGUGAGCACGGCAGGAAGGUUCGUGCGGCCCUUAACGCCGCGCAGCGCUCGCUGCUGGGAUCCGUCAUGUCGUUUGUGAAGACAGAACCCGGAUUACCGUUUCCUUCCCUUGUUCCAACAGUGGUUUUGAUUUGGUUUGUUUGGGUCUUUUUUGUUGUUGUUGUUUUUGUUUUCUUUUUCUUUUUUUUUUUCCUGUUACAUUUGGGUAUUUUUUGUUACAUUCCACAGAGUACUUCAGGCAAAGACUCAACUCAACUCAGUUACGCCGGUAGAGCUGGAACACUUUACUGUUUGAAUGCUAAUAAUGCACCAGUACCUCAAUUCAACUGCUGCAAAUAAAUGUCAAAAGGUUGAAUAAUAAAUACUAGAAUGAGCCAUUAAAUUUAUGCACUAGAUUUCGAACAUGGCAGUCUAACUGUUACUUCAGUUCAAGUUUGUGAAGUGCCACGGCCGCACAGGAGGGCUGGCCGCAUCUCGGCGCUCGGAGCGGGGCGAUGCGGUGCCCCGGGCCCACAGCGCUGCGCUCAGCCCCUGGGGAAGGCGGGGGCAGAGAGCAGCACGAAACGGGGGAUCGCAGCGUGGGGAAAAGGCGUCCUUUCGCUCGUACAGCCCCUCGUUGCGAUUGGAAGCCUUUUUGUUGUUUCACCCAGAGGUCUUAAAUAAGGUUACUGUUACCCGCUCACGUCGUGCCGAUGCUGCGCUCCGAACGCGCCCCUGCAAACUUGCACGGCGCUCGGAGCCCUGCCCGGCCCGCGGCGAUUUAUGGGCAACCCCGCGCGGGCCGCAGGAAAUAGCGAAGCAGUAAAUGCGGCGCAGAGAGAGCGGAGCGAGGGGCCAGGAGUGGGAACAGCGCACCAAACGCGAGCCCCGUGCUGCUCGUGGCUCUGCGGCCCUGAACUCGGGUGCUGCCGCCUCGUUGUCCUCAGCCCCGAACCCUGGCGCUGUCGGUUUUUGUUUCCAGGCCGUCCUCUCUAUGUAGCAGAAACGUUUCUACCGCACGUGACAAUCAGAGGCGAUUAUCUCUAUUUGCACUUAAUAUCGAAAUAGUGGAGCGGGCGGGGGCGAGGGCCUCGCCUCGGAGAGACAUGCCGGUAUAAUAUAUUGUGAUGAUGGAAGCGGUAAAUCAAAAUGAUGGAAAUUUGCACUGUUGAAAAGCAUGCUUUAGCUUUAUUUUCAAUUAAAAACACUGUUUAAAAAUUCCUGAUUCCCUACACUUUGAAUUAUUGCAAUUUAUCCUCGCUUUCCCCUCCGUUUGGGAGAUUCCCGGUUGGAUUCCGAGGAAAUACGCUUCAAGAGGUUCACUGUUUCCCUCCCUGCCCCCAAAGCCCCUCCAAAAGAAAGGGA